AUGGUACGGGUAUUUUCAGCUAAAAGAGGUUUGCUCUCCUGUCAAAAGCUGAGCAAAAAUGGCCCAAGAGCACUGUUUUCCACAUCGUUUCCAAAAUCAAAUAAUAAUGAAGAUUUAGAGAAAGUCAAGAUAUUGAUAGAGCAAAAGAUGGCUGAAUUGAAGAGAGCCGAACAAAAGAGAAUAGAGGAUGAAAAAAAACCAAAAUUAUCAGAUUUCACAAGACCAAUAGUGACAACAUUGAUCAUAGGGUCCAUAACCUAUUUAAGUCUCCAUUGGUUAUGGUGGCAUUUAGAGUACAAAGAACGUGAAAUAGUGUUGAAAGAGGAGAUGAAAUCUAAAGAAGAUGAACUAGCAGCCUUGCUUCAGGGACAAGAUACGCCAAAACAAACAGCUGGAAAGAAGUCAUGGUUUAGAUUUUGGAGCACGAAUUAAUGACUUAUAAAUGCUUGUAAAUACAUAAUAAAGAAU
Messenger RNA from Hansenula anomala, 468 nucleotides. It is a transcript of the gene INA17, whose product is annotated as Ina17p. The transcript is spliced from 3 exons. Bases 1 to 432 code for a protein of 143 amino acids. The record is from RefSeq and is a predicted model, not a curated record. NCBI's taxonomy places the organism in Eukaryota, Fungi, Ascomycota, Saccharomycetes, Phaffomycetales, Wickerhamomycetaceae.